Prunus persica (peach) is the source of this 2173-nucleotide messenger RNA. Its product is annotated as protein PIN-LIKES 6. The transcript has 12 exons. Bases 445 to 1710 code for a protein of 421 amino acids. Lineage: Eukaryota; Viridiplantae; Streptophyta; Magnoliopsida; Rosales; Rosaceae. Gene Ontology annotation, cellular component: membrane. Gene Ontology annotation, biological process: endoplasmic reticulum to cytosol auxin transport. The record is from RefSeq and is a predicted model, not a curated record.
CUGAGUUUAUCCCGACUUUCACUCGUUAGAUUUUAAUAAGAGAAAAAUAGAACAUUUUUGACAGGGAGGUGGCAAGGCGCCAACUAACUAAACCAAAACAAACAGGGACAAGAGGCAGAGCAAACAGCAAAGAGUUGGUAACUUAGACGACGACGGUUUGGUUGCUGCGAAUUCUCCGUUGGAUCCUCGGCAGCUAGAACGCAUGACGACAAUGAUUUAGGAAAAGUUGCCGAGCAACGGAGGCUUCGCCAGAAAAGAAGAGAUUUUUGGACUGCAAAUCCCCUUUUUUAUUUUCCCAAAUAAUAAAUUAGGGGGCUUUAUUUUGAAAGAAGAAUUGAAUUGUGGGCAGCCUGGUUCUGAUUUCAUGAGAAGUGCCAAUUGGGAUAGUUUGAAGAAAAAUUGGUGAAUUCUUCUGGACAGGCAACAUAGAUAGUUGGGGAAAACAUGGAAAGGUUUUUACAGGUGGUGGACGUGGCCCAUCGGGCCGGAGGGGAGUCGUUACUUGGGACGAUCAAGAUCGCAGUUUUGCCCAUAGCAAAGGUUUUUACAGUGUGCUCCUUGGGCCUUCUAAUGGCUUCCAAGUAUGUUAACAUCUUCCCCGCCAGUGGAAGGAAACUCUUAAAUGGGCUGGUCUUCUCACUUUUGCUUCCAUGUUUGAUAUUCUCUCAACUUGGACAAGCCAUCACCCUACAGAAAAUGCUUGAGUGGUGGUUUAUUCCUGUGAAUGUCGUUCUGGGUAGUACAUCAGGCUCUAUAAUAGGGUAUAUUGUUGCAUCCAUUGUCCGUCCACCUUACCCCUUCUUCAAGUUUACAAUUGUACAGAUUGGAAUAGGAAACAUUGGGAAUGUGCCACUGGUUCUGAUUUCAGCUUUAUGUAGAGACAAAUCAAACCCUUUUGGUGAUUCAACUACAUGUAAAACAGAUGGGACUGCCUAUAUUUCAUUUGGCCAGUGGGUUGGUGCAAUCAUCCUAUACACAUAUGUAUUUCAUAUGUUGGCCCCCCCUCCAGGGGGUACCUUUGACAUUGAGGAGGGAGAGCUCCCAAUCAAAAACCCUCGAAAUGGCAAGAUACCUGAUCAAGUUCCGCUGCUUACACAUGAUGAAAACGAAGAGGCAGCACAUGAAGAAGAGGUUGCAGAAACUAACUCAAAUGUUUCUCACACACCUAAGAUUACAGAUUUCUUGGUUUUUUUCUAUGAGAAGUUGAAGCUCAAACAAUUACUUCAACCCCCUAUAAUUGCUUCUAUCCUGGCCAUGGUACUUGGAUCGAUACCAUUUUUAAAGAAAAUUAUCUUUACCGCUGAUGGUCCACUUUUCUUUUUCACAGACAGCUGUAUUAUCCUUGGGGAGGCCAUGAUUCCAUGCAUUCUGUUGGCGUUAGGUGGAAACCUUGUCGAUGGUCCAGGAAGUUCAAAACUUGGUCUACGAACAACAGUUGCUAUUAUAAUUGGACGAUUAGUCUUGGUGCCCCCUGUAGGACUUGGCAUUGUAAUGUUGGCCGAUAAGCUCGGUUUCCUCCCUGCCGGCGAUAAGAUGUUCCGAUUUGUCCUACUGCUCCAGCACACAAUGCCUACAUCUGUCCUUGCUGGUGCUGUUGCAAAUUUAAGAGGCUGUGGAAGAGAGGCAGCUGCCGUCUUGUUCUGGGUUCACAUAUUUGCUAUCUUCUCCAUGGCUGGAUGGAUUGUAUUGUACCUCAACAUACUGUUUUGAGAAACUAGUCAAAGUUGUCACUGCGCCACACCUAUCUACCUUCUUCUGCUAUUAAUUUCGAGAUUUCCUUCUUUGUUGGGCAGUCAAUGUUAAUAGCUAAGGGUAUAUAUAGCUAAACUUGGAAAUUCAUUCAUGUAAAAUGCAAGGUGUCAACCUGUUUCAUGGUGAACUGAGGAGCAACCCGUGAAUUUUGUUGUGAUAGCUGCCCUUUGCGUCCAUUAAGUUUUAGGUCCGUGGAAGGUCAGUUGUCAUCUACAUUUAGCAGGUGCCUGUAUAUUUUUUACUUUUCCGAAGGAUUGAUGGGGGGUUUAGAAGAAGCUACAUGACCCCCAACCUGGUUGUAAAGUGGAAGCAAUUAUAUUUUAACGGGCGGUCCCCUUGCCCUCUUUUCCUUUUAUCUCAUUCUCUUGUAAUACAAUUUUUAGUCAUAAACUUGAGUAAAUUUUAGUUCUUUUCAGAGCAA